Messenger RNA from Dovyalis caffra, 399 nucleotides. Lineage: Eukaryota; Viridiplantae; Streptophyta; Magnoliopsida; Malpighiales; Salicaceae. The record is from the annotation of a GenBank genome assembly.
AUGGUAGUUUCCACUAAAUCAGCAGUCGUAUUGCAGGGUCCACCGGUGUUAAAGCACAUAGUUUUUGUACGGUUCAAUGAUGGGAUCUCAGAUGAACAAAUUGAGAAAUCCAUAAAAGACUAUGCCAAUCUAGCCAGCGCAAUCGAAGCUGUGAAGGGAUUUGGCUGGGGUAAACACAAUCCUGUUCAGAAACUGAAUCAUGGUUACAUUUAUGUCUUUGAGAUUUCAUUUGAAAGUAAAGAUGGCCUUCAGGAGUAUCUUCAAUCUCCUACUCUUGCUGAAUUUCAGGACAAGUUUUUGCCUUUCUGUGCAAGCCGUGAAGAGUGGCUAUUAUGGGGAUACCGAGUUUGUUUGGGGUUCGAUGGUGUGGGGUUUGGAAAGCAAGUGGCUAGUGGCUAG